Molecule: messenger RNA, 1455 nt
Organism: Cavenderia fasciculata
Lineage: Eukaryota; Evosea; Eumycetozoa; Acytosteliales; Cavenderiaceae
Gene: mpheS
Product: phenylalanine-tRNA synthetase
Exons: 1
Coding region: 1-1455 (484 amino acids)
Biological process (GO): phenylalanyl-tRNA aminoacylation
Cellular component (GO): cytoplasm; mitochondrion
Molecular function (GO): phenylalanine-tRNA ligase activity; ATP binding; tRNA binding
Source: RefSeq, a predicted model, not a curated record
AUGAUAUUAUCAUCCAUAUUUAAAUCAUCUACCACUACUACUACGACAUCAUCAUUGAUCCGUAGUAGUAAUCUAAUCUAUAGAUCUCUAUCAACAUUAAAUCUAGUCAACUCGCAGUCACAACCAUCAUCAUCAUCAUCAUCAUCAUUCACCCCUUCUACUUUAUCUUCUUCUUCUUCUUCUUCAUCUUUUUCAAUUUAUCGUCGUUUAUACUCUUCAACUCCUACUCCUAUAAUUGAUUAUACAAAAAUUAUACCAAAAGAAGGAAAUAUACCAACAAGUAUAUUAGAGAAAAGAGGUAGAUCAUUACAUAAUAGAAUAGAUCAUCCAUUAUCAGUUAUCAAGAAAAAGAUACAUUAUCAUUUCAAAGAGAUUGUUGAAGCAGAUGGAAAGACUAUAACAAGAUUCAACUUUUAUGACAACUUUGAUUCCAAAGUAACAAGUAAACAAAACUUUGAUGAUUUAUUAUUUCCAAAUGAUCAUAUUGGUCGUAGUCCAAAUGAUACUUAUUAUUUUGACGAGAAUACUCUAUUACGUACACAUACAAGUGCACAUCAAAUGGAAUUGUUACUCAAAAAGAAUCCAAAGGAUACUGCCUUUUUGGUGACAGGUGAUGUUUAUAGAAGAGAUACUAUCGAUUCUGUUCAUUAUCCAGUAUUUCAUCAAAUGGAAGGUGUUCAAACCUUUACAUUACCAAAUUCAUCAGAGACUCCAUUUAAAUUUAAUCCAAAUAAUGAUUAUUAUAAUGAUGGUCAAUAUGCAAUGGAUUCAAAUAUUCAAUUUGUUGAAAAACAUUUAAAAUCAACAUUGGAAUCGAUGAUUAGAUCAGUAAUUGGAACAAAUUUAGAGGUACGUUGGAUUGAUGCCUACUUUCCAUUUACGGCACCAAGUUGGGAGAUGGAAAUCUUAUUCCAAGGAAGAUGGUUGGAAGUAUUGGGAUGUGGAGUUGUACACCCAGGUAUUCUAAACGCAGCUGGUCGAUCUGAUGAAUAUGCAUGGGCAUUUGGUAUUGGAUUGGAACGUUUGGCUAUGAUUCUCUUUGACAUUCCAGACAUUCGUUUGUUUUGGACUGAAGAUGAUCGUUUUCAUCGUCAAUUCAAAGGAGUAGACAAGAAACCAGAGGAAAUUACAAACAUUGACAUUUCAAAAACUCGUUUCCAACCCUACAGUAAAUUCCCAUCAUGUUUUAAAGAUAUUACAUUUUGGUUACCACAACAAAAAGAUUUAUUCCACGAGAAUCAUCUCUAUGAAUUUCUUCGUGGUGAAGCUGGCGACCUCAUCGAAGAUGUUCAAUUAAUCGAUACCUUUGUACAUCCAAAAACUGGUCUAACCAGUCAAUGUUAUCGUAUCAAUUAUCGUUCAAUGGAAAGAAACCUAACAAAUGAAGAAAUUGAUCUUCAAAUGUCAAAUAUUCGUUCAAAAAUUGAAAAUAAAUUAAAUAUAAAAUUAAGAUAA